AUGGCCUCUUAUAAAGAAUAAUCUAUUAGUCAAUCCGAAAAUUCUUGAGAUACUUUUGAUUUAACGUAUAUCUCCAUAAGAAAUAAAUUUCUUAGAGCUCUCCAUUACAGUAUAAAUAGAAUGUGAUCAAUCAUUAGGUUAUUGAUUAAUGAAAUGUCGCCCCAGGAAUCGUUGUUAUUUGAUAACUCAACUAUUUUCAUCGACUACGUCCAUAAUUCAUUGAUUAUGCCCCUACUAUCACUUGAACUGAGCCGAUUUUAGUCAAUAUUUUAACCAUAGGAUUUUAAAAUAAUAACGCAAAUACUAACGACGCUGCAGUCGAAAUUUUCUGGAAAAGAGUUAAGCACCCCCUGGCAAAAAAAACUCGUCAAUUAGUUUCCUGGAUGAUGGACAACUAAUCAGCCCAUCAGCUGGGGCGGGAUCAGUGCCUUAAAAAAAAAUUCCGUUAAUAAAUCGUCGUUUACGAUAAGGAAAAUUGAUUGAUUGGUCUGACCCCUUUAUUUUCACUUGUCGACCUCGAACUGGCAACAAUAAUAACAGUUCAUUCUGGCGUGUGAUAAUCAGGCAAAUGUGUUUGCCACUGUCAAACAAUCGCUCGAAGGAGUAACGAUAGUGUACAACGGCACUGGAUACGUAGAGCAGCCACGCGAAAUAUAUGUCAUGAAUAAUUACCCGGUGUGGUAGUCAUUAUCGUGACAUACAAAACGAGAUACGCGAAUCGAUGGGAGUAUAAAUAAGAAACAAAAAUAAGGGGAUGAAGCUGUGUGUACUUUUUCGGUACUCACGAGGAGUGAGUCAGCGGUGUCCGGAUAUAAGGGACGACUACCCUGUGAUAUACUUCCCCCUCAACGAAAUGAUCCAGUGGUAAUGAUUCUCUGGUACCGAGAGUUUACGAGUAGACAACCAAUUUAUAGUGUCGAUGCGAGAAAAGGUGGCCUACAUGUUGAUGCCCCUAGAUGGUCUGACCCAAAGACCUUUGGUGGCAGGGCGACAAUGAGGAUAGAUAAGGGAAUGGCCCAUUUGGAGAUUAACCCAGUAAUGCCCACUGAUUCUGGGAUCUACAGAUGUAGGGUGGACUUUAGGAACAGCCCUACAAAAACUCAAAAAGUUAAUUUCACAGUUAUUGUACCUCCGGGCAAGCCUACGAUAUACAUCGGCCCAGAUCAAAUCUACUCAGGAAAACUGCCAGUUAUAACCGAGGGUGGCCCACUGACCCUCGUCUGUGAAGUCAGAGGGGGAUCACCACCACCCAGAGUAAUUUGGUACUUGGGUAACAAAAUGCUAGACGAUACAUUCGAGCCUGUCAAUGACGAUGUAGUGUCAAAUACGCGGACCAUCGCCAUGGUUUCACGGGAAUAUGCAACAACAAAAGUCCUCUGUCGAGCCUCCAACACUGAUAUGAUUGAACCGAGUACCACCGAGCUCCUUCUCGACGUCAAUCUAAAGCCACUGGAGGUCAAUAUCACGAAUAAACAGAAUCACUUAUUGGCCCUUCAGACUUACGAAUUUGAAUGUGUAACGUCGGGCUCGAAACCCGAGGCAACAAUCACCUGGUGGAAGGGCUCGCACCAGGUUAAGCAUAUGGCAAAAACAUUUAAGAAUGCGGAUAACGUGACAAUGAGUGUCCUGAGUUACGUAGCAACGAUAGAGGACGAUGGAAGAUGUUUAACCUGUCGGGCUGAGAACUCAGUUGUUUCGGACAGUGCACUGGAAGACAAAUGGAAACUCGUUGUUCACUAUGUACCAGUGGUUACCAUCAGACUCGGCUCGGGUUUACGUGCGAAUGACAUAAACGAGGGCGACGACGUGUACUUCGAGUGUGACGUUAAGGCCAACCCAGAGGCGUACAAGCUUGGAUGGUUCAAGGAUGGAAGGGAACUGCAUCAGAAUGUCAGCGCUGGUAUUAGACUUCCUGGUGAAAAAUCAUUGGUUCUUCAGAGUGUCAAUCGAGCAUCGGCAGGAGACUACGCAUGCACUGCUGUCAAUGCCGAGGGAUCAUCCACGAGUCGGCCUGUGACACUGGAUGUUAUGUACGCUCCAAUCUGCAAAGACGGUGCCGCAAUUCAAGUAGUUGGAGCAUUGAAACCCGAAACAAUAACACUGGUAUGUGGAGUGCAAGCCAAACCUGCGCCUACUAUGUACCACUGGUCAUUUAAUAAUUCCGGAGAGUUAUCGGUACCCGCUGAUCGUUAUGGGCCCACCAAGUCUCACUCACGUAUCACGAAUCAGUGGCACGGCUCACGAGUCAACUAUACCCUGAAUGACGAUCGUGAAUAUGGUAUGGUGUCUUGUUGGGCGGAGAAUACGAGGGGCAAGCAGAGAACACCCUGUCUAUUCCAGAUAAUUCAAGCUGGAAGGCCAUAUCCACCGCAGAAUUGUUCAACUGCACAAUCCACUGGUCCCUAUGGAUAUCGCACGAACCAGGAAGAAUCAAAAUCCCCGGAAUCCGCUGAUGCGGAAUGGCUGAUAGUGCGUUGCACUGAAGGCUUCGAUGGUGGUCUCCCCCUCACAAGUUUCGAGUUGGAAGUUUGGAGCGAGGAAAAUGCUUACCACAUCAACACAAUCCACUUUAACCGCACCGAACGCCUCCCCGGCCACCGACAUCAGGGCCCCAUCUUCGAGGUGGUAGGCCUCGAGCCCGGUAGAAACUACCGACUACUAGUUUUCGCAGUCAACGCUAAGGGGAAAAGUGAACCCGUUGUUCUGUCUUCAAUCACACUGAAGGGUGUGGCGAUGUACACAACUGGUCGAGGUUCCACCGACAAAGACACAGACUACAGCCUCCUAGUGGCGUGUUUUGCGGGUGGAGUAACGGCAGUUUGUAUCCUAGUGGUAGGUGUAACAGUAACCCUUUACCGUCGAAACAACGCAACUCGCCCAAUGAAAUCGCAGAUGCAUGUGGUGCACUGCGACGAGAAAGACGAUCCUACGGGUCAGUCCUCGAGUCUCGAAAAAUCCCACGAUUUUUCUACCGUGAAGGAAGUCACCAAGCCAACGGCGAGGUUCAAGGACCCUCCAGAUUCUCCAAUAAUCGAUAGUAACGAGGAGAAUCCGGAUGUUAUACCCAGCAAGCUGAGUGGUAAUUACUCAACAAAACCGGAGCGUGCGAAAGAAUUUAAUGAUCCUGAGACAAGUGAUUACCCGUCACCAGCGUCUGUUCUGCAUGGUAAGGACACCUGGAUCUAUCCAAAUGGUUACGUUGAGAGGCCAGACGCUACCAGCCCAAUUCGUCCCAGUACACUGCCAGUGCAUCGCACUCACGAUAUCUACACGAGAAGUUUGAGGGUUCAAGAGAGUUGUAUAUAAAAACAGAGACUAAUUUCUAUGGUAUAUUUAACGCUAAAAUCGAUGAUUAAUGUGAAGAUGAAUGAUUGAUGCUCUUGAUAUGGUGACUCUCAUCGAAUGAUUCAUGAGGUAUCGUCUGAACUGACGAUCCUGUUUCGAUGUUUGUACAUAGACAAUAAAAAUUUCAUUGUUAAGAACCGAACUGUGUUCUGAUUUAUUGAAGAGACCUGCAUUCCACCCCUCGAUUGCUGAAUCGAUUUUUCAGGGAUUGACGGUUUUAUCCGGUCUCUUGGAGAUCCAA
Diachasmimorpha longicaudata is the source of this 3586-nucleotide messenger RNA. RefSeq names its product hemicentin-1-like. Gene Ontology annotation, molecular function: protein binding. The transcript is spliced from 9 exons. Lineage: Eukaryota; Metazoa; Arthropoda; Insecta; Hymenoptera; Braconidae. The record is from RefSeq and is a predicted model, not a curated record. The coding region runs from base 868 to 3306 and encodes 812 amino acids.